Messenger RNA from Zychaea mexicana, 1122 nucleotides. Its product is annotated as major facilitator superfamily domain-containing protein. Gene Ontology annotation, cellular component: fungal-type vacuole membrane. Gene Ontology annotation, biological process: transmembrane transport. NCBI's taxonomy places the organism in Eukaryota, Fungi, Mucoromycota, Mucoromycetes, Mucorales, Lichtheimiaceae. The transcript is spliced from 7 exons. The record is from RefSeq and is a predicted model, not a curated record. Bases 1 to 1122 code for a protein of 373 amino acids. Gene Ontology annotation, molecular function: transmembrane transporter activity.
AUGCAAAAUUAUUAUCAGCAGAACGUGUUUGAUGAUCAAACCUUGGACGUAACGCUGCAACUAAGUCUUGUCGGUACAUUAUGUGGGUUGCUGUCAAAUUCUAUGUCCUUGCCGGCUCAAAUUUUGCGAUCCAUAUAUGGUACCAAAUUUGUGCUGAAUAUUGGUAGUACCUUGAUGGUGAUAGGAUUAGUGGCAGCAGGAUUUACAACAGAGAUCUGGCAUUUGUAUUUGACGCAAGCUGUAUGUUUUGGUGCAGGUGUUGGAUUUGUGUACUCGACAUCGCUGGCUAUCGCCCCUCAAUAUUUUUAUCGUAAGCGUGGCGUUGCACUCGGCUGUUUGUCGAGUGGAGCCUCCAUUGGUGGUCUAGUCAUACCAUUCAUGAUGACUCCCAUUAAUAACAGUCUAGGAGGUGCAUGGACAUAUCGUAUUUUAGGUAUCAUCUGCUUCGUAUUUACCUUCCUUGGCUGCUAUUUAACGAAAGACCGUGUUCCUCUCCCCCGUUCCCGUAAAUCCGUGAAUGUCAUAUGCAGUCUUGAUAUCUUUCGAAACAAAAAUUACCUACUAUGGUGUUUGGCCGCUACUUUUCAAAUGGCAGGGUAUUAUAUACCAUCCUUUUAUAUACCAUCAUACGCCACAUAUCUUGGGCUUUCGACCGCUCAAGGCUCUGCCCUUAUAUCUAUAAAUUUUGCCUCAAAUUUUUUCGGUCGCUUCUUCUCAGGAGCGCUUGGUGAUCGACUAGGACCUAUCAACUCAAACUUUCUUUUUGUGACAAUCACUGGUCUGAGUAGUAUGCUUCUCUGGAAGUUUGCAUAUAGCUACGGAAUGCUUAUUGCUUUCAUGAUUGUCUUUGGCUUCGCUUGUGGAUCUUAUUUUUCUCUCGUAUCCCCAAUAGUGGCAUUCCUCUUGAGUACAGAAAAUUUUUCAAUUGGUUUGGCGAUCAAUAUAUUUAUCGCUGCGUUUGGCAUUCUUGGUGCAACUCUUGCAAGCGCAAUUGAAAGCCAUGUCACACCUGAGCCAUUUCUAACAUUCAAGAUGUUCACAGGCGUUGCAUAUAUACUUGCUAGCUUUACUCUACUAUGCCUUAAACUCAAUGUGAACCGUACGCUUUUGGCCAAAGUAUAA